This is a messenger RNA of Condylura cristata (star-nosed mole), 3285 nucleotides long. RefSeq names its product dehydrodolichyl diphosphate synthase (gene DHDDS). Gene Ontology annotation, molecular function: ditrans,polycis-polyprenyl diphosphate synthase [(2E,6E)-farnesyl diphosphate specific] activity. The transcript has 9 exons. Gene Ontology annotation, cellular component: dehydrodolichyl diphosphate synthase complex; endoplasmic reticulum. NCBI's taxonomy places the organism in Eukaryota, Metazoa, Chordata, Mammalia, Eulipotyphla, Talpidae. The record is from RefSeq and is a predicted model, not a curated record. Gene Ontology annotation, biological process: polyprenol biosynthetic process. Bases 238 to 1239 code for a protein of 333 amino acids.
GUGGGGGCCCGCUGGGGCAGUAAAAGGGUGCCGGACGCAGCCGAUCCGGUGAAGGAGAGGAGACCGAGGUGACUGGGAGAGGCAGCAUUGGGAGAGAAGGAGGGGGCAGUGGAAGUGACACAUGAGGGGGUAAUUAAUUGGAAGACCACUGAGGUAGGCGGUAUCGGGUGCGACAUCUAAAGAGGGUUACCUGGCUGGCGCCUUGUUCAGAGCUUAUCUUCUGCUAGAGCAAGAAUUAUGUCAUGGAUCAAGGAAGGAGAGCUGACAUUUUGGGAGUGGCUCUGUGCCAGCAUCAUAAAGGCGGGGCCAAUGCCCAAACACAUUGCGUUUAUAAUGGAUGGAAACCGCCGCUAUGCCAGAAAGUGCCAAGUGGAACGGCAGGAGGGCCACUCACAGGGCUUCAACAAGCUGGCUGAGACUCUGCGCUGGUGUUUGAACCUGGGCAUCCUAGAGGUGACGGUCUACGCGUUCAGCAUUGAGAACUUCAAACGCUCCAAGAGUGAGGUAGACGGGCUCAUGGAUCUGGCCCGGCAGAAGUUCACACGCUUGAUGGAAGAACAGGACAAACUGCAGAAGCACGGGGUGUGUAUCCGCGUCCUGGGUGAUCUCCAUUUGCUGCCCUUGGAUCUGCAGGAGCUGAUUGCCCAAGCUGUGCGGGCCACCAAGAACUAUAACAAGUGUUUUCUGAAUGUCUGCUUCGCGUACACGUCCCGUCACGAGAUCAGCAACGCCGUGAGGGAGAUGGCUUGGGGAGUGGAACAAGGCCUGCUGGAGCCAAGUGACGUCUCUGAGUCUCUGUUGGAUAAGUGCCUCUACACCAACCACUCUCCUCACCCUGACAUCUUGAUCCGAACUUCUGGGGAAGUGAGGCUCAGUGACUUCCUGCUCUGGCAAACCUCCCACUCCUGCCUGGUGUUCCAACCCAUUCUGUGGCCAGAAUACACAUUUUGGAACCUCUGUGAGGCCAUCCUGCAGUUCCAGAUGAACCAUAGCAUGCUUCAGAAGGCCCGAGACACGUAUGCAGAGGAGCGGAAGAGGCAGCAGCUGGAGAGGGACCAGGCUGCAGUGACAGAGCAGCUGCUGCAAGAGGGGCUCCCGGCCAGUGGGGACGCCCAGCUCCGACGGACGCGCUUGUACAGACUCUUGGCCAAACGGGAAGAGCGGGUCCAGGGCUUCCUGAAGGCUUUGGAACUCAAGCGGGCUGACUGGCUGGCACGUCUGGGCACUGCAUCAGCCUGAGAGCGGCUGGCCUCCUGCCACUUUGCCCUGCCUUCUGCCUCCAGGGCUCCGCUCCCCUUUCUUUUCUUGGUGAAAGGCAACUCCUUCCUGCUGAUGAAUUGUGUUCCCUUUGCUUGGCAGGGGAGCCCUGGAGGCCAGAUCUGCUGGCCAUGGAUACCUCUGGGCUGCCUGGGGCCGCGGGGAGGCGCCUGGGGAGGGUUGAGGAUGACUCUCCCACAUGUACAGUAAUCCCGGCCUGGCCGCAGUAGGUUUGGAGAGCUGGGGGCCCUAACUCUUCUGGUGCCUGCUCCUUCUGCCUUUGCCACCACAGCCUGUGCUUCUGGAUAUACUUUCUUUUUCCACCAGCACAUCCUUUAACGCCGAAUUGCAGGGAAUUUAGGUUUCCCCCAACCCAUCCAUCUUAGCCUCCCAUCCGACUUUCACAAAAGAUUUGGCUCCACCUUGGAUCUGCUGGUAAAUAGCUAAUAGGCAGCCAGCGUUAUUUGGGCAAGGAAGGGGAGGGAGAGACAGAAAGAAAAUUUGCCCAUCUGCUGCUCCUCCCCCUUGGCUCUCCACCUGGGAUUUGCUAUUGAAUCUCAACCCCCUCCCACCACACAGUGCUGAUUGCUCACUGAAAGGCUCAGCGCCCCCAAUGGCGCGCGGAAGCCAGGCGGGUGAUUACAAUCCAAUUACCUAUUGUCGACUCAGCCCACACAAGCUUUUCUCCUCCUCUUGCAGGGCUUGGGGCCAGGCUCCACUCCCCCGUGAGACCGGCCCCUCCAUGGCUACGGGGCAACAGAAGGGCCUGGAGGCCCUGGUGGAUCUAAUCCAGUACAGGCCUCCUCCUCUGUAACAUCAGGACCAAGAGCACAGCAGCCAGCACUUAAUCCCAGUGUCUGUCUUCUGCACUCACCAUCUCAAACUCCUUCCUACCCCCUCAAUCUUUAGGGCUUCUCUCAGCUUUUUUGACCUGGCCCUCUAAGUAGGCCCCGAGAGGAUUCAUUCUCAGCAUGGCAGAAGUCUCUGCUUGUGAGGGCCAGGACUGGCCAGCAGGAAGGAGGAGGCAGUCAAGGGUCAUGUCCUUCCCCUGCCAGGCUUCCUGCAGAGCUGCUGAGAGGAUUAGUGCCUUUGAAGAGCUCUCUGUCAGACAGCUCCAAGUUUCAGGUGCCCCAGAGCAGCGAGCACCAGCCAGGUGUCCCACUACCACUUCAUGGUCCCAUUUUCUGCACUUUCCCUAGCACCUCCCUCUAGGGGAGAAGUAGGGUCAUGCAAGCAGUGCUGAGAGCUUACCCUUCAAGCCCCUCACUUUCCUAUGCUCCAGCCUCCCCCUUUCUGUGCCUGGCUGCCUGGCACAAGAGAGCCCCUCGGCCAUCAUUCCUACUCCCAGAGUCAAGCAUGAAUGCCAGCCAGUGCAAUUGAGAAGCUGAUCCGUGCACCCUUUGGCAAGGCACCCCCCCCCCCCGCACACACCUGGCACUCCCCACUACCAAUCCCUGGCACGGGGUUCCCAGAGAGCAGGUGCUGUACAUUUUCCAGCUUUACAAUGGGACUGUUGACAGCCUUAAUUAGGGAGGCAUGAAUUAUGCGGCCAUAACGCAGAGACCUACAAUUAAGGCGGGAAUGAGGGGCUGGAGGCAGCAAACGGAAUCUACGCUGAGCAAGGCUGUUGAGCCCUGUCUCAUUCUGUGUCUGACUUUCCCUAAUAUGAUUGGGGCAUAGCAGAGGUGAUUAAUAGGACUGGUAUCUCUUUUUGGCCCAAGAUGCAAUAUUCUGGGAAAGGUAGACAGAAUGGGGUGGGUGCGGCUGCUCUGCCCCAGGAGAGACCAGAAGAGGGCAGAAAGGAGAAGAGGCAAAGGGGCCACCACUGCCCAGGGGCAGGGCCUGCAAAUAACUUAUUUGAACUCAGUCUGGUUGCUUUCUACUGAUGUUUUGUACAGUCCCACUUCAACCCUUGCCUCAAGAAGCUAGGUGUAUUUAAAUGUCCUCCCACCUGGGAGCCACACCCCCACUUGAGGAUAUUUAUCAUGUUCUUGUGUUCUCCUGGGUGUCAAAUAGAAUUUUUAAAAC